AUGAGCAGUCAUUAAAAAAUUAAUCACUUCCCAGGAAUGUAUACACUUGCUAGAAAAAAUGAUUUGGCUAAAAAUUUAAAAAAAAUGAAAAAAUAAUUUCCAGAUUAAUAUGAUUUUUUUCCUUAAACAUGGCUAUUACCAGCUGAUUAUAAUGAACUAAGAAUUGAAUUUGAAAAAAUUUCCAAAGGAAAAUGUAAAACUUUUAUUGUUAAACCUGAAGCUAGUUGUUAAGGAAGAGGGAUAUUUUUAACAAGAACUUUAGAUGAUUUAAAUUACAAUGAUCAUUAUGUAGUUUAAAGAUAUUUACAUAAACCCUUACUUAUAGAUGGCUUAAAGUUUGAUUUUAGAAUUUACGUAUUACUUGCAGGCACAGAUCCAUUAAGAAUAUAUAUAUUUAAAGAAGGCUUGGCAAGGUUAUCAACAGAAAAAUAUGAACCUCCAAAUAGGGAAAAUUUAGACAAUUUAUGUAUGCAUUUAACUAAUUAUGCAAUAAACAAAGAUAAUCCAAACUUUUAAUUUAACGAAGAUGAAAAUCAUAUGGAUAUAGGAAAUAAAAGAUCCAUGACAUCUGUUAUGUUAUUACUUUAAUAAUAAGGUCAUGAUAUAUUUAAAUUGUGGGAAUAAAUAAAAGUUAUUAUUACAAAAACUAUUGUUAGUGCUUAGCCUACUUUAAGUCAUCAUUAUAAAUCUUGUUAACCCGAUAAUUAUAUGAACAAUAUGUGUUUUGAAAUUCUUGGAUUUGAUAUUUUUCUUGAUGCCAAUUUAAAACCUUAUUUAUUAGAAAUUAACCAUACACCGAGCUUUACAACUGAUACUCCUUUAGACUCUUUAAUAAAAAGAAAUUGUAUAAAGGAUGCUUUGAUUUUAAUGAAUAUAAGUCAGAAAACUCGAAACUUGAUUAUUUAGUAAAGAAAAGAAUAAUUAUAAAAAAGAGUUAUUACCGGUAAGAAAGUUAAGCUUACUUUAGAAGAAAAAAUAUAGGAAUAAAAAAAAGCAUAAUUAAAAAGAGAUGAAUAUGAAAAUAAACAUUUAGGUAAUUAUGAAAAAGUAUAUCCUCUAAAUGUAAACAUAUAUUUUAAUAAAUUUAUUUUUUAAAUAUAAUUAUAUAUUCUUUUAGGAAGGCGUUGA
Messenger RNA from Ichthyophthirius multifiliis, 1128 nucleotides. Its product is annotated as tubulin-tyrosine ligase family protein, putative. Gene Ontology annotation, cellular component: cilium. NCBI's taxonomy places the organism in Eukaryota, Ciliophora, Oligohymenophorea, Hymenostomatida. The record is from RefSeq and is a predicted model, not a curated record. Gene Ontology annotation, molecular function: tubulin-glutamic acid ligase activity; tubulin binding. The transcript is spliced from 4 exons. Gene Ontology annotation, biological process: microtubule cytoskeleton organization; protein polyglutamylation.